GACUUUAUAUCUUGUUCUUUUAGAUAAAAGUGACGAAUGUUGUUCAACUCACCUCAAUGAUGGUGAUUGUGUUAUCAAUGUUGCUGGACUUGAGAACUUCACGAGGGAAGUUAAACUGGCAGAAUGGGGUCUUUCAUAUGCUGUAGUAUCCAUUAUGGGCCCACAAAGUAGUGGGAAGAGUACGCUGUUAAAUCAUCUUUUCUUUACCAACUUCAGAGAGAUGGAUGCUUACAAGGAAAGGUCACAAACCACAAAAGGUAUUUGGAUAGCUCGAUGUGCUGGGAUUGAGCCUUGCACCCUUGAUAUGGACUUAGAGGAAACUGAUGGAAGAGAACGAGGAGAGACAAAAUUGAAUGAGGCAUUAGCUGGACUUGUUGAGGAUCUUUUAGAUGGAGCUGGUGAUGAUACAUGGCCAGCAAUAAGAAAGCUGCUUCAGCAUGAGACUGAAACAGCAGUCUCUGGUUUCUCUACUGCACUUUCUGGUCUCGAAAUGGAUGAACAAGCUAGUGAUAAUAUGGUUUCAAGAUUGACGGAUUAUGCAUAGGAAGUGGUCGAAGCAAAGGCAAAGGAAGAAGCUGGAAGGGUUUUGAUUCAUAUGGAGGAUAGGUACUGGUAUGAGUUAUUCCAUUCUCACUUUUCUGUGACACGAUAGUUGGGAUAUGAAGAAGGGUUACUGACCUGAAAGUAAUUGACAGGUUUUCAACAUUAUUUAGCCAUGAUUCUGAUCAAUGCCAGAUCGGAAAGGAAGAAAUCCGGGCAAUUACCAGAACUGCUAGAUCAGCUUCUCUGAAGCUCCUGUCAGUUGUGGCUGCAAUUCGCUUGGAAGAUGAAGGUGAUAGUAUAGAGAAGACACUAGCCCUUCCUCUUGUGGAUAGACAAUCAGGCUCUUCCACGCUGAAGAGCUCCACAUCAGUUGAUCCUCUAGCCUCUAGCACUUGGAAUGAG
This is a messenger RNA of Lycium ferocissimum, 945 nucleotides long. Its product is annotated as protein ROOT HAIR DEFECTIVE 3-like. The record is from RefSeq and is a predicted model, not a curated record. Gene Ontology annotation, molecular function: GTP binding; GTPase activity. The transcript is spliced from 5 exons. Gene Ontology annotation, biological process: endoplasmic reticulum membrane fusion. Gene Ontology annotation, cellular component: endoplasmic reticulum. NCBI's taxonomy places the organism in Eukaryota, Viridiplantae, Streptophyta, Magnoliopsida, Solanales, Solanaceae. The coding region runs from base 155 to 544 and encodes 129 amino acids.